Molecule: messenger RNA, 2594 nt
Organism: Petromyzon marinus (sea lamprey)
Lineage: Eukaryota; Metazoa; Chordata; Hyperoartia; Petromyzontiformes; Petromyzontidae
Product: phosphatidylinositol 5-phosphate 4-kinase type-2 alpha
Biological process (GO): phosphatidylinositol phosphate biosynthetic process
Cellular component (GO): plasma membrane
Molecular function (GO): 1-phosphatidylinositol-4-phosphate 5-kinase activity; 1-phosphatidylinositol-5-phosphate 4-kinase activity
Source: RefSeq, a predicted model, not a curated record
CUAGAGAGACACUAGAGAGACACACUAGAGAGACACACUAGAGAGAGACAAACACUAGAGAGAGACACUAGAAAGAGACAAACACUAGAGACACACUAGAGAGAGACAAACACAGCGACUCCAACACAGUCGAGAGACAGCGACUCCCAACACGAGACACAAACACUAGAAAGACAGAAAUAACCACGGCGACACAUACGAGAGAGACCGCGACGGCGAUAAUCACAGCGACAAAGUAGAGACGGCGUCGUGACACGGCGAGACUGGGAACGGCGACAGACGACAGCCGCGCAACUUAACUCCAGCCGCAUGCAUUCCCACAACCGCGACGUUACAAUUCGCGCUCUCACAAGCCGCCACCACCGCACGUAGACAACGACAAUUCGCUCUCGGUGGGGAUCUCUGACGGCAAGCCACCGCAGUCCGUGGGAGAAGCCAAAACUCCGACUGAGCCCGGUGCGCGUCGCUGUUUGCACGGCGACGAGGAAGGAGGUGGCUGGCGAGGUGGGGGAGUGGGAGGAGAGUAGCGAACAGCAGCAGCAGCACAGCAGCAGCACACACACACACACAGAGAGAGAAGCAGAAAGCGACAGCAGCGGAGGCGGUGGUUGGUGUGGGCUCAGCCGAGGGAGGCAGACGAGAAGAUACUUCAGCGGCCAAGUCGGAGUGACGGCGGAGAGAAGCGGCAGGGAACGAAGCGGCAGGGACAGAAGCAGGCGCCGCGCAGCGUUGACUGUGAGCGAGGCGGAGCGAGCGAGAGAGAGAGAGAGGCAGCAGCCGACGGCAGUAAGGGCGCCAGCCAAGUAAAACGGUGGCAGUAGCGGCGUCACGAGCAUCGCAUUCAGCUGCAGCGACGGUGGCAGACGAAGCGGCGGCACCAGCAGCAGCAGCGGCGGCGGCGGCGGUAGUCACGGCACCAGCGGCAGAGAUGGCAGCGAACAACAGCACCGCGGUGAGCGUGCCCAUCAGCAUUGGCGCCAGCAAAACCAAGACGAAGAAGAAGCACUUCGUGGCCCAGAAGGUGAAGCUGUUCAGGGCCAGCGAGCCGCUCUUCAGCGUCCUCAUGUGGGGCAUCGACCACUCGAUCAAUGAGCUGACCCAUGUGCCCAUCCCCGUCAUGCUGCUGCCAGACGACUUCAAGGCUUUCACGAAGAUCAAAGUGGACAAUCACCUAUACAACAACCCUAAGUCCGGGGUUGGAAAUUGCACGUACCUAAGAGAGAACAUGCCGAGCCAUUUCAAGUUCAAGGAGUACUGCCCGCUGGUGUUCCGCAACCUCCGUGAGAGGUUCGAUAUCGACGACCAAGAUUUCCAGCGUUCUCUGACAAAGUUGCCGCCUCAAGAGCUGGACAAAGCCAUCUUGAGUGCCACCGCCUGCAGUCAGAAUUCGGUGAUUCGGAGCGCGCCCGUGUGCAUUGACGCGCAAGGCCGGAGCAGCGCCCGCUUCCUCACCACCUACGAUCGCAAGUUCGUCAUCAAGACGAUCGUGAGCGAGGACGUGGCCGAGAUGCACAACAUUCUCAAGAAAUACCACCAGUUCAUCGUGGAGUGCCACGGGAACACGCUGCUCCCACAGUUCCUGGGCAUGUACCGGCUCACGGUGGACGGCGUGGAGACCUACAUGGUGGUGACGCGCAACGUCUUCAGCCAACGCCUCAUCGUGCAUCGCAAGUACGACCUCAAGGGCUCCACGGUCGCAAGGGAAGCGAGUGAGAAAGAGAAGGCGAAGGAGCUGCCCACGUUCAAAGACAACGACUUCAUCAACGAGAAGCAGAGGAUCGUGAUCGGAGAGGAGAACAAGAAACUCUUCCUCGAAAAGCUGAAGAGGGACGUGGAGUUCCUAGCGCAGCUGAAGAUCAUGGACUACAGCCUGCUGGUGGGCAUCCACGAUGUGGAGCGCGCCGAUCAGGACGACGACGACGUGGAGGAGGGGGAGGAGGGCGGGGAGGGCGGGGAGGAGGGUGAGGCCGGCGCGGAGUGGGCGGGGGGCGACGACGAGACCGGCUCGGACGCCAACGGCUCGGGCGGCCCCGUGGGGGCGGUGGGCUCCUACGGCACGACGCCGCCCGACUGCUCGGGCUUCUCCGUGGCCGCCUACAAGCCGAUGGGGCCCGGCGAGUUCGACCCCAACACGGACGUGUACGCGCUCAAGGCCCACGAGAGUGCCCCGCGGAAAGAAGUUUACUUCAUGGCGAUCAUCGACAUACUCACCCACUACGACGCCAAGAAGAAGGCCGCACACGCAGCCAAAACUGUGAAACACGGGGCUGGAGCGGAAAUCUCGACGGUGAACCCCGAGCAGUAUUCCAAGCGAUUCCUGGACUUCAUGGCAAGCAUUCUAGAAUAGCUUCAGUCCUGCCUCCUGGCCUUCGCUUAAAGGCUGCAACGUGAAUAGUGUAUUAUUGAUAUUAUUAAUAUGAUUAUCAUUAUUAUUGUCAACAAGUUGAUGAGUAAAGUGGGACAAUGUUGUUACAUAAAAAAAAGAGAAAAAAAAACAUUUUUUAAAAAAAUGUUUGUUGUUCCAGUGAGUUUUACGCAGCAGAACUUGUGACAGAGUCGUGGAGAGGCGGAGAUGAUGUGGGGGAGUGAAGGAG